GAAAACUGAUUCCGGAAGAAGGUGAAUGUACAGCAAAGGUGAAGCAAAUCAUUUGGGAAGCUAAGCUAAGAAUGUUGAUGCCUUGUGAGAUGUUAUUUCUUGUGUGAAACACUGGUAUAUGAGUACUGUGAGUUUCACCUAAACUUAAUGGACCCCUUUCAGGAGCCAUUGUUAAAGAAAAGAUUCAUGUUUGUUGUUCAUCUGGUGGAUUAUAUUGGCCCUGCAAUAUAAUGUAAACGUUAAAUGGUAUCCACAUCCACUAACUGCAUAGAGUGCAUUUUCAAAGAACUUGUGAAUAGGUUUGUUAUACUGAACAAGAGAAAACAUGAGCUCCUCUGUAAAGUGCAAGUUUCGUAAAGAGGAAGUGAACAAAACUCUAUGGGAAAUUCCACUGAGAUAUGCCAGUCUGUGUCUUGUGGGAAGUGGAGCCUAUGGAUCUGUGUGUUCUGCCAUUGAUUUGAAAACUGGAGAAAAGGUCGCCAUAAAGAAGUUGAGUCGGCCUUUCCAGUCAGAAAUAUUUGCCAAGAGAGCUUUCAGGGAGCUCACACUUCUCAAACAUAUGAACCAUGAAAAUGUUAUUGGACUCCUGGAUGUUUUUACAUCAGCCACAUCGUUUAAUGACUUCCAUAACUUCUAUCUAGUGAUGCCAUACAUGCAGAUUGAUUUACAGAAAAUAAUGGGACACCACCUAUCUGAAGAUAAGGUUCAGUACUUGGUUUAUCAGAUGCUGUGUGGUCUCAAGUACAUUCACGCAGCAGGGAUCAUUCAUAGGGAUUUGAAACCUGGAAACCUGGCUGUUAAUGAAGACUGUGAGUUAAAGAUAUUAGACUUUGGACUGGCACGGCAUGCAGAUGCAGAGAUGACUGGCUAUGUAGUGACACGCUGGUACAGGGCCCCGGAGGUCAUUCUCAACUGGAUGCAUUAUAAUAAAACAGUGGAUAUUUGGUCAGUUGGUUGUAUCAUGGGAGAAAUGCUGACUGGGAAAACCCUCUUCAAAGGAAAAGACUAUUUGGACCAACUUACACAAAUCCUGAAAGUAACUGGAGUACCAGGGCCAGAGUUUAUUCAGAAGCUGGAAGAUAUGGCAGCUAAAAAAUACAUUCAGUCACUACCAAAAAUACCAAAGAAGGAAUUUUCCUUGUUGUUUCCAAAUGCAAGUGAUUUAGCUGUAGACCUCUUGGAAAAAAUGUUGGAGUUGGAUGUGGAAAAGCGACUAACAGCCACAGAAGCACUUGAACACCCAUAUUUUGAUGAAUUUCAUGAUGCUGAUGAAGAAACUGAGGCCCCACCUUAUGACGAUUCCCUGGAGGGAGAAAAACUAUCUGUGGAGGAGUGGAGAAGUAAGGAGUAUACAUAUGAGGAAGUCAUUAACUACACACCCAUCCUGAGAAAAGACUCCAAGCGCAAAAGUGGAAUGUCAAUAAAAGAUGAAUUUGAAGGAACCUGUCCAUUGCCGUAAUGAAAUCAAAAGUUACAAAUUCACGUUGACACUGCAGUGACUUCGCAGUCAUCAUCAUAAGUUAUGCUGGAGACAAAAAAAUUAGCAAACAAUGGUAAUAAGGACAUGCUUCGGAGAACAUGCAAGCUAAAGGAAUUUUAGCAAGGCUUGCUAAACAAACCAGCAAAAAAAAUAGGAAAACUGUCAUAAACAUAUUGUAUUGGCUACAUGAUUCAUUUAAAAAUAAUUCUUUCAUUUCUGUUUAGAGUAUAGAUAUCCACCAAUAUCCACUAAAAGUUUAUAAUGAUGCUAAGAAAUUAAAUACUCAAGAAAGUA
This is a messenger RNA of Xenopus tropicalis (tropical clawed frog), 1774 nucleotides long. RefSeq names its product mitogen-activated protein kinase 13 (gene mapk13). Gene Ontology annotation, molecular function: nucleotide binding; MAP kinase activity; ATP binding. NCBI's taxonomy places the organism in Eukaryota, Metazoa, Chordata, Amphibia, Anura, Pipidae. Bases 326 to 1459 code for a protein of 377 amino acids. The transcript is spliced from 12 exons. The record is from RefSeq and is a predicted model, not a curated record. Gene Ontology annotation, biological process: response to osmotic stress; MAPK cascade.